This is a messenger RNA of Blepharisma stoltei, 2055 nucleotides long. The record is from the annotation of a GenBank genome assembly. NCBI's taxonomy places the organism in Eukaryota, Ciliophora, Heterotrichea, Heterotrichida, Blepharismidae.
AUGAUUUUAAAUAAAUUUGAAAAAUUUCUUAUUCCUUUUAAACUGAUUUUUAUUUUAAAAUUUAAUAAUAAAAAAUUUUAAAAUAAAAUCAUAUUAAAUAAGCUGGGAAGGUAGAGAUGAACAAGUUUGGAAUGAAGAAAGCGCAGCCUAUUACUAUGAAAAUAAACUCAAGCAUAAGGUUAUCACUGCUCUAAGAAUAUUUCAAGAGAUUUUCCACGAGCGAGUUAAAGCUUUAGACUGCAUUUUAACUAUUCCUUAUCGAUUUCAAAUAGCUGAAUCCUUUGUAACUUGGCAAAGCUGCACAUCCCAUCCUUUAUCCAAUAUAGCAAACAUAUAUUCACGAUCAAAAAUGCUUAAAAAAUCAAUAAUCUCUUGGAGGAGACUCACAAAAAAGAAAAUAAUUAUGAAGCAAAAAAUUCAGAGGGCAGUUGAGUAUCACAGUCAUAGAAAAAUGCUGCUGGUUUUAGCCAACUGGGCAGGAUAUUUAAGUGAAUGCUAUCAUAAUAGAGCAAAUAAUAGGUCAUACUCGUAUAACCCAAGAAAAGGAUAUAGCAUGCUAAAAAGGAGACAAGAUAGAAGUCUAGUUGAAGGACAAAUUAAUGAAAAGCCGCAUUUUAGGUCCUUUAGCAUAUUGGAAUCAACAAGUUUUUGCACAGAAAUGAUUGUGGAGCUUGAUAAAAUGGCAAAAGAUUAUAGAAAUAAAAUUUUAAAGAAAAAAACAUUGGAAGCAUGGAUGGUCAAGCAUAGGUCUCAACCCCACACCCCCACCCCCCCCCUUUUUAAUGGUACCCCCACCCCCCCUAAAAAUGGCAUCCCCACCCCCCUUUCACAGAUGGCACCCCACCCCCCCUUAAUAUAGCAUAAAUAUAUGACAAAUGCCAAUUUAGAGCAGACGUAAUAAAAAUAAAUUAUUAUUUUAAAUAUUCAAAAUUACUGAUUUAUACAAUAUCCACAUAGCGUAGCACAAUUGAUUAAGGAGUAGGUGGAAUAAGGUGAGAAUUUCCUAUAACUACUAAGACACCACAUAUGAAGAAAUUUGCUAAAAAGCAUUAUAAUGAUCUUUGGUAUUAGUUAGCAGUUAAUCCUGCAUAUAUUUAUGAAUUUUGUGGAACAAUGGCUAAAGUCGAAUUAGAGAUCCAAAAGUAAAAUUGACAAUAGCAAAUACUAUUUUUAUUACCACUAUUGAAUCCUGUUACCAAUUCAGUCCUGCAAUCCUUGUACAAUGGACAUUAGAUUAGCUUUAAUGUAUGAAUCAAUAAAUUUAAUGCAAGUAUUGUGUUGUGCUUGGCUCAUUUAAUAAUUAAUGCCAUUAUCUAUAUCUUUGGCAUUAUAUUUAUAAAUAUAAAAAACAAAUUUAAUAUAUUUUCUAAUUAAUUGCUAAUUAAUUUUAAAUUUAUUAAUUAAUCAUAAAUGUAAAGUAAUUUGUGGACUUAAUUUAUCAAUGUAGUGUUUUAAUUGGGUUAUAUUUAAUUUAUUUUCCUUAUUUCCUAUCAAUUACUUCUAUAGAAUAAUAAACCCAAGAGGGGGUGGGGGUGCCAUCUGUGAAAGGGGGGGGUGGGGGUAUCAUUUUUAGGGGGGGUGGGGGGGUUGGGGGUGUGGGGUUGCUACCUAUGCUUGACCACAUGGAUAAAAGGACUGAUGAGAAUUGAUAAAGCUGAAAAAUUAAAGAAAAAAGCUGCCAAUUUCAAAAAUUCUUUAUAUAAAAGAAAAUUUUUUAAAUUAUGGGAAAAAAGAUACACUGUAGCUGCAGGGCUCUCUAUACUAAAUGUAUGUUUAUUCAAAAUUCAAGUAAAAAAUUCCUUCAUUAACCUGAGAAAAUGGGCAUUAAAAUUCAAUAAAAACUCCAAAAGAGCUAUAAAGCACAAUAAAGAAAACAUCAGUAUAGAAAAUUAUUCUGAAAAAAUGCAGCUAUUUCAUAUGGACGACUAUGAGCUUGCUCUAAAUAUAAAAAUGCUAGAAAAGAAGCUCACUGCUUUAAACCAAGAAUUAUCAAUUGAACAAAUCAAUCAUUAUAAACUUUUAGCUGAAAAACGAGAAUAUAUAGCUUUAUUUUAA